Messenger RNA from Rotaria socialis, 2187 nucleotides. NCBI's taxonomy places the organism in Eukaryota, Metazoa, Rotifera, Eurotatoria, Philodinida, Philodinidae. The record is from the annotation of a GenBank genome assembly.
AUGAAGUAUCAAACGGAAUAUCAACGAAAUUUUCAAAAACGAACGCCAAGACCUGUAGAUGACUAUACAAAACCAGAAAGAAAAUUAAAUGAAGUACCAAUAAAAUCUUCAUCAUCAUCUUCAUUAACACCAGCACGUCGGCGUGGUCGCUCAUUACCAGGAUCACCUACUAGAAAUGAUAAUAAUUUUGCGGUUAUUGGUCCCAAUGAAAAAUUCUCAAGUUCACAACUCUACCGCCUACGCCAACCGAUUAAAGAUAAUGCUCGAGUGAAAAAACCACGAGAAUAUGCAAUUCUAGGAAGAAAUGAAAAAUUUCAAGACAAUACUAUUUAUCCAUUGAGAAAACCAGUUUGGGAUGAUUCAGCACGAGUUCCUGUUCGGCGAUCUGAAAGCGAAAAUCAUUCAUGUGGUAUACAAACUGAACUUCAAAAAGCACCACAUGUAACGUUUGAUGCUCAAUACGGACGUGAAAUAGUUCCUGUUCGAAGUCGUAUUGGUGCACAAAGUGAAUAUCAACAACAAUUCCAUUGGAAACAACCCUUAGGAGAUUUAGUUAGUGAUCAAAUGCUUGUUGAAGAUUCUAAAGUGCGUGAUCGACGUUCAGAUCCUGUAUUACCAUUGACAGUGAUUGAUCCAUCGGAAAAAAUUCUAAUUGAAAAAGCAUCUGUUGCUGUCAAUACACCGGCACGUGUUGAAAUUAUUGUUGAUAAACCUAAACAUCAAGUGAGUCGAUCCGUGUCUGGUCCAAUAAAUCCAAUUCAUUCAAAACAUAACCAAGUAACGGAAUAUCAAUCACGUUAUAAGCCAAUUCCUAAUCAAAAGAAACCACCUACACGUAAAGCAUUUGAAGCUGAACAAGUUGAAGAAAGAAAACGAAAAGAAAUUGUGAAAGCUGAGCGUGCGUAUUCAGAUGAUGAAGGUACAGGUGCUAAAAUGAAUUUAGGAAAGGAAUUUCGACAAAAAAAUUCACAGAACAAUUUAAGGCGUUGGAAAUCUGAAUAUCAAACAACAUUUAAGCCUUUUUGGCGGUUCGAUUAUAAAAAUGGCAAAUGGUAUAAGGAUGCUGCAGCAGAUGAGCAAGGCUUUAAUCCAAAUUUAUUUUGGUAUAAAGAAUUAGUGUCAAGUCGACAACGAGCUGAUGAAUAUCGCGCUAAUGCCGAAGCUGAUCAUUUUAAUCGUGAUCAUAUGCUUCAAUUACAAACAGGUUAUGGUGGAAAUAAAAGUUAUCUUGCAUGGGAUACAAAUAAUGAUAAUGAUGCCGAUAGUGUUGUUUCUAUCGAUCGUGAUUUAGAACGUCAACGUCAACGUGACAAACAAAGUCAACGGCGAGUCGAUGAACGUAUUCAAUCAAAGAUUCAUUAUCAUGAAAAACAAUCUGAAAAACCAGCACUUCAUAAAACUGACCAAGUUGCACAAACUGAUCACCAAGUGGAUCGUAUUGUUUAUAUUGAUGACCCAAUACCAAAAGCACCAAGUGCUGCAACAAAAGCCUUCGUACGUAAUUUAAAUUCAUCAGCUGUUCAACAACAUAUGGCUUGGGACUCAGAAAGUUUAUAUAGUCAACGAACUGCUUCCGACAUAGAUUUUAAAUCAAACAAUGUCCAUGAUGUUCAUCGAAAGCAUUAUGUCAACGAGGAACCAACUAUUAUUCGAAAACCAUCAUCAAUGAAGCAACACGAACAUCGAAGCUCAGGUACACAUUCGCCAUUGAUCCAUGAACGACAACAAAUCAACAAUGGUUAUACAUCACCACAAACACAUGAACCAAUAAAUAAACAAAAUGGUAUCAUUCGUCCAUCAACAAGUCUUCAGGAAACACGACAUGCUGCUGGUCGAUCAAAUUAUGACACUCAUGCAUUUGAUAAACGUUUACCCGUCCGACCUCACACAAGCAUGAAUGAUUAUCAUUCAUAUCCAGGUAAUCGAUCUAACGAGAAUCGUAACUAUCAACAAACAGAUUCACCAGCAUCAAAAUCAUCAUUUCAAGCUCAUUUGAAUCGAUUAGAUGAACGGUUUGGUCAGAAUUAUAAUGCACGUAAUAAAGAUGAUGACAUUUUAUCAAUGCAUUCUGCUCGAUCAUUGUCGUCAAGUUGUAGUUUAGCAUCUCAAACACUUGAACGUGCUCAACAAAAUAUGAAUAAAUAUUGGGGUGGUCAUGUACCAGCUUCGAUUGAUUCACCUAAAUAA